Molecule: messenger RNA, 1203 nt
Organism: Trypanosoma rangeli
Lineage: Eukaryota; Euglenozoa; Kinetoplastea; Trypanosomatida; Trypanosomatidae
Product: putative ubiquitin ligase
Exons: 1
Coding region: 1-1203 (400 amino acids)
Source: RefSeq, a predicted model, not a curated record
AUGUCACGCGCGUUUCUGGAGCGAUGCCCGCGAAGGCCCUUGGUGAUACACAUGGAUCUUAACAGGACGAUUAUUCAGUUUGAUUCUGCCGGCGGCCGAACAAUGGAGGAUGCGCUUAACAGCAAUGUUGCAGCGAGUGUGAUGGGGCGCUGUGAUGGUGACAAGUGGGUGGCUGUUUUUGGACCUCAGGAGGAGGGGGAUCGCUCUGGCUUAAUGACGUACGAUAAUUACGUCGAUAAUUUACAUACCGAGCCUCCGGGUAUGCACGAGCGUCCACAGGCGGAGCGCGACCGCAUCUGGCGCGACAUCGCCGCGAAUCGGAGGUUGAUGGUCCGGUCUUUCACGCACACUGGUCAACCGGGAGAAAAGUACAUGCAUCAUGUUGAAGAACAAAGGAGGGUGUUGGCCGCCGCACCCAAUUAUUCCAUGAUUCCAGCCUUUUUUCAACUUGUCAACACCCUCUCCGAGUUAGAUUGGCCAUUCACUCUGAUAUUUCGGACAUUCGGCAACGACUUGGCCAAUGUGCUGCAAGAGUGGCGACACUUUGUUUUUGGCGAACAUGUUUACAAACCACGGGGGGCCGUGCUUAAGCACAUGAAGGAGAAAUACAUUCCUGAGGCAACGGGCUGUAUUUUUCGAGCGGAGGAUCAGCUCUUUUUGUGUCUUGGGCCAGACAAGCCUUCUGUGGUAGUGUGCCCGGAGGGGACAGAAACACUACCUCCGUCCGAAGCCCUAGCACAGCUGUUAGCCAUGCCUUUCUGUAAAGAGGUUUACCAAACAGAUUUUAUGCUGCUGCAUGACAAACUUCUAGAGUACACUUCUGCAUCGAACAACGUCGGUGGAAUUGUAGACUACUAUCCAUUUUGGGCCAGUGGUGCCGAACGACGUUCUGGAGGAAAGGUCUUUCCUGUGGCCAUUACGGCUUCCUCUUAUGGGCUGACCUCCGUUACACCGCGGUUCUACGUGUUCUUUGAUGACAAUAUCUUUAUUGGGGAGGAAAAGUCGAUUGUGGACCUGCGCGAUAUAACGACGGGGAAAAGCAUCACGGAUGCUGCAACUGAGCGCAAAUAUUGUGUUGCGGUGAAUCCAUACAUGGCUAUUGUUAACAAUGAUUACUUUGUAGACUCUCUAGCGCAGAGCAUUCGAUUACAGCUAGAGGAGGACAAUGGAAGCAUUGAUCAAUCUGUUUCUGGAGGCAGUUAG